Molecule: messenger RNA, 564 nt
Organism: Melampsora larici-populina 98AG31
Lineage: Eukaryota; Fungi; Basidiomycota; Pucciniomycetes; Pucciniales; Melampsoraceae
Product: family 8 glycosyltransferase
Exons: 3
Molecular function (GO): glycosyltransferase activity
Source: RefSeq, a predicted model, not a curated record
GAUGGUCGGUUCAAAGAUACUUGGACAAAGUUUCAAGCCUUUUCACUCUUCGAAUAUGAGCGCGUGAUCCUGUUGGACGCCGAUAUGCUUAUUCGCCAAAACAUGGACGAAUUAUUUGAUUUGGAGCUACCCAGGGGACACAUCGCUGCUUGUCAUGCUUGCACGUGUAAUCCUCUACGUAGGAUAGGUUAUCCCACAGAUUGGAUACCAGAAAACUGCGGCCAUACACACCCAUGCGUAGAAGACUCUCAGUCGAUUAUUGAAUCUUGGCAACCUACAAAAUAUUCAAAAAGGACUCAACAUCUGUUGAACAGUGGACUUGUAGUACUCCAACCCGAAAAAACCACUUUUGAAACCCUCAUUGACUUUCUUUCCACUGAUGAACGAGUAGAAACCUUCAGGUUUCCUGAUCAAGACCUCUUAGCAAUUGUCUUUAAGCUUAAAGUCGUAUUCCUACAAUACAAAUAUAACGCACUCAAGACACUCGGCGUCCUCCAUCGUUUCAAAUGGUCUGAGUCCAAUAUCAAAAAUAUUCAUUAUAUCCUUCCUCAAAAGCCAUGGCAU